AUUACUGGUGUUUAGAAGACCUGUACCGGGAGCUGGUAAAACGCUACGUGGAUGCUGUCGAUAAGCUCUCAGGGAGGCGGCCAGACCCCGCUACCAUUGAAGGCUGCAGGGAAUUAAAACCAGACAACUACCUUCUCGCUUGGCACACACCAUUCAAUGAAAAGGGUUCUGGAUUUGGAGCAGCCACAAAAGCCAUGUGUUUAGGGAUGCGGUACUGGAAGCCAGAAAGGCUGGAGUCCCUUAUUGAAGUGAGCAUUGAGUGCGGACGAAUGACUCACAACCACCCUACAGGCUUUCUAGGGUCCCUAUGCACAGCUCUCUUUGUGGCAUAUGCAAUACAAGGGAAACCCCUCGUGCAGUGGGGAAGAGAGAUGAUGAAGGUUGUGCCGAUGGCUGAAGAAUACUGCAAGAAGACAAUUCGCCAUAUGGCAGAAUAUCAGGAACACUGGUUUUACUUUGAAGCCAAGUGGCAGUUUUAUUUGGAAGAGAGAGAAAUCAAUGAGGAAAAUCAGAAUAAACCUGUCUUUCCAGACAACUACGAUGCAGAGGAGAGAGAAAAGACAUACAGGAGGUGGAGCUCUGAGGGCCGGGGAGGCAGACGAGGCCAUGAUGCCCCCAUGAUUGCCUACGACGCCUUGCUGGGCUGUGGCGGGGACUGGACAGAGCUCUGCAACCGCUCCAUGUUCCACGGAGGGGAAAGCGCAGCUACUGGGUCUAUCGCCGGCUGCCUGUACGGCUUGGUUUAUGGCCUCAGCAAGGUCCCCAAAGGCUUGUACCAGGACCUGGAACAAAGGGAGAGGCUCGAGUACUUGGGCGAGAAUCUUUACCGACUAUCCAUGGAGGAAAAGUAAAGCGGUUUCUGCCAUUUUCUUUUUUUCUAUAAAGACUAUAUCAAACCGUGUAGAUAACUGACUGAUGUUCAUAGCAAAGGAAUUAGCUGAGAGCUGGUCUGAAAGGCUGUAUGUAGAUGGUGUGUGAGUGAAGAUAGAUGAAUUAUUCAAGACUGAUUAGAUAUUUACAGUCUUUUGUGGUUUUUUUACAGAGGUAGGGAUUUCUGAGUAUGCUUAAACAACUGAGAUAAUCUCAAAUGGAAAAAAAUAAAUAAAACUUUUUUGGAUUGAUUUCAGUCUAACUUGCUAUAAUACCACUUUCUAAGCAGCUGUGACCAGUAAUUACACAUACAAAAUUAAUUUUCAGAACUAAUGCUUUCCUGCAAAACUAAUGGUAGUACAUCCUUACGGGGAUAUUCUCUGUAUAUUUGACAAUCCUUUCACCACUGCUGUCCCUCCUUGUUCUCAAAUCUAAUGUGUCUGUGACACUUGUAAACCUAAUGUCUCACGGAUUAGCUUUUAAAUGAACCACUGAUCCCCACAUCAGCACUGUGGUGCAAGGUAUUGUUACAUUAGAAGCUUCCAGAAAAGGAAAAGCCAACACUAAAAAUACCCCCAAGGAACAGCAAAGCAUCGGUGUGUCUAAAAUU
Molecule: messenger RNA, 1480 nt
Organism: Antrostomus carolinensis (chuck-will's-widow)
Lineage: Eukaryota; Metazoa; Chordata; Aves; Caprimulgiformes; Caprimulgidae
Gene: ADPRHL1
Product: ADP-ribosylhydrolase like 1
Exons: 6
Source: RefSeq, a predicted model, not a curated record